AUGUCUGCCCGCCCGCUCCCGCCCUUCCUGCCGGACAGCGUCGAGUCAUUCCGUGACCAUGCCCCGGAACACCUAGACGAUUGGUUCGAAUACUUCCGGAACGUUUAUACCUACGCCGAGAACGCCCAGAACCGUAUAUCCCAGCUGGAGAAUGAGACCCAGAACAUGAAGGAUAAACAUCAAGGACUCGAACAAUCCCUGCAACAAAUCACCACUGAGCGUAACUUUGCCCGAGCCCAGCUCGAGUACACUGAGCAACAACACGAGAAGGCCCUAAAGAGGAAGGACGACGACAUCUUCGAGGCCCGCCUCGCCGAACGUCGCGCCCUCGAUGCCACCCGACCUACCGUACCUACUAUCCGUGAACCCCCCGAGACUAGCGCUCCCGCUGAGCUUCGUGUAGCGACUCCUAUGGGAACGACUCCUCCGCCUUCUUCCCGAUCUACCGAAUCAACCAGUCUUACCGAACGAUUACCCGACCCUGACAACGGAGCCACAGCCUGCGUCACGAAAGACGAAUAUGCCGCUGAAGGAGUACCCCCAGACACUCCGAAAGAAGUCCCCAUCGCCUCGUAG
This is a messenger RNA of Fusarium poae, 576 nucleotides long. RefSeq lists its product as uncharacterized. Bases 1 to 576 code for a protein of 191 amino acids. The record is from RefSeq and is a predicted model, not a curated record. The transcript has 2 exons. Lineage: Eukaryota; Fungi; Ascomycota; Sordariomycetes; Hypocreales; Nectriaceae.